AACAAAAAAGUGCACUGUCCCGGUCAGGCGGUCGGUGACAAACUAAACAAUGGCCGAUUGUGUGAACACCACAGGCCACGCUACGCCACGAUUCCUUUGAAGUGUGCCCAAAAAACCGACAACUCCCCGAUUGCGCACCACGAUUGACAAUUGUCCGCCAUCAUACACCAUACACCAUUACCCCCUGUACACAAUGGCGAUGGCCUGUAGUGGGCCAGCAUGGGCCAUUGUGUACUGGAGCCUUAAGGUUGUUCUUGUUUUCAUGUUUUGGAAUUUAAUUGUGAUAAAGUAUCACGACACCACAAGUAUUACCACUUAAAAAGUCUGAAAAUGCUAGAAGCAGAACCAAAUACAAAUACCGAAUUCACCAUACUGGAUUACCUGAAUCGGGAUAGCUGGCGUGCCGUGCUACGCUAUGUGCCCAUGCAGGACCUUUUACGAAGCGAGAACGUCAGCCGUCGGUGGCAGCGAGUGGUGCUGCAAUACUUGGAAGAAAUUCGUUUUAGUUUCUGGGGCAGAGAGGAUAACAGCCCUUCAAACACCUUUAACUGGAAGCUACGGAUAUCUGCGUAUCAAUCAUUUACUAGAUGGACCGGCAAGCUAGGCUCAAGGGUGGUGGCAACUUACUGUAAGAAUGGAGAGCAUUUGAAUAUAAUAAAGACAAACUGCCCUAAUCUUGAAGCUCUGACAUUGAUCAACUUUGAACCAAAAUCGAAAGACCAGGGUUUAAUCCAAUUCAAUAAGGACUUGAAAAGUCUUAAGCGACUUUGUUUUCAUACAUGUACUAUCUCGGACGAAUUAAUCAAGCAGUAUAUAGCACACAAGCCAUUAGAAGAAUUACAAUUCUCUUAUUGUGAAGUCACAGGGGAAUGUUUGGACUCUGCAAACCUAUCUAACAUUAAAUCCCUCACCUUCAAGGCAUGCCACAAACUCCUAGCUUCACAUAUACUAACGUCUGUCAACCUGACUAAACUGGAGCUACUUACUGUACCAAGAGAAAUACUAACGGAAAUUCAAUUAGUAUUAGACAAGAUGCCAAAAUUAGAAUGGUUAGAAAUGCACAUUUAUCAGGGGAACCAUUGUCAUUUAGAACAUUACAAUCCUCUCUGUAGCCUGACACAAUUGAAGCAUUUGAGUACAGACCUCUCAGUGUCAGAUGAUGCUGUGGAAGCCAUAACACGGUGCUGCAAGGAGCUGCGAACUCUGGAGUUGUGUAAUUGUGAGUUACUUAGUCUGCAAAGUUUGAGGACAAUUUGUCGUAACGCGGGAGAGCGCCUUACUGAGUUUGCCGUGUAUCAUUACCACCAACUACUGGAUGAUAAUGUUGUGGACUGUGUCCGCAGAUGUCCAAAGCUAACACUCUUGUGUAUCGGAGGCAUGUGUGGGAUAACUCCGACCUUACCUGAACAUGUAUCAGAUGCUAAGCAGGAUGUGAGCCCAGAGCAUGUCCUACACCUUGAUUUGACAGAUUUUGACCUGUAUGAUGACUUUUUUGGUGAUAGUUGGGCAGUAUAUGAUUAUCUGAUAUUAGUUAAACCUUAAUUUUGAGCAUGAGAAAUACUCCUAUUAUGAAGUAUAUUAUUAACAGCACGGGUAGCAUGGUCGCGCAAUAGACGAUAAAAUAUCAGGCUGUCCCUAUCGCACUAUUAGUAAGUGCGAUAGGGACGGCCAGAUGUUUUAUCAUUUAUCAGGCAACCAUAAUUGCCUGCCAGGUUUCAAAAUUGACAAAAUUUUAAUACCUUAUCCUCAUGCCCAAUUAAGGGUUAGGCAUUGAAGUUAUGUAAUUAAUAAUUGAUUUGUAAGUUUACUUGCACCAGGUGCAAAUAUUCAGACCAAUUUUAUUGUUUUUGCCAAUUUAUAUACUGACUAAUAUUCUACUUGAUACAGCAGAGUUAACUUUAUGUUAAAAUGCUACUAGUUUAUUUAUUGAUUGUUAUUUAUUUAAUUAGUAACUCUAUUUAUUAAUUAUUACAAAUUGUAAUUAUUUUAUGUAAUCCCAAAAAAGGUAGCAUAGCAUGAAUCCUGUAUUGACCAAAUGAUGAAUUGUUGAAUGAAACUACUUUGUUUAUCCAUAACCACCAGCCAGUCUACUAUCUGCCAAGCACGCAUGGUCGCGCGGUCUAGGAUCCAUACUUUUAAUAUUAUAAAUGGGAAGGUGUGUGUGUGUGUGUGUGUGCAUGUUUGUUUGUCCGUCUUUCACGGCAAAACGGAGCGACGAAAUAACAUGAUUUUUUAAGUGGAGCUAGUUGAAGGGGUGGAGAAUGGCCACUUUUUGUCUCUUUCUAACCCCCCACUUCCCUAAAAUGGGGUUGGACGUUUAUAUGGAGCAUACUGCCAUUUUCGAAUUUAACGCGAGUGAAGCCGCGGACAAAAGCAAGUUUAGCAUAUUUUUAAGUCUUGUACCCCUAACGGCCCAGCCACGAUAUUAGUCUAAGCGCGACAGCGGUCAGCGGCAGCCAUACGUGUGAAUGAAAAGUCCCAUCGCUGUGUCUCGCUCCAAUGUAUGGCCGCUGCUCACCGCUGUCGCGCUUAGACCAAUGUCGUGGCUGAGCCGUAAGACAGAGGAGGGCUAAACA
Messenger RNA from Leguminivora glycinivorella, 2576 nucleotides. RefSeq lists its product as uncharacterized. Lineage: Eukaryota; Metazoa; Arthropoda; Insecta; Lepidoptera; Tortricidae. The coding region runs from base 331 to 1542 and encodes 403 amino acids. Gene Ontology annotation, biological process: SCF-dependent proteasomal ubiquitin-dependent protein catabolic process. The transcript has 2 exons. Gene Ontology annotation, cellular component: SCF ubiquitin ligase complex. Gene Ontology annotation, molecular function: protein binding. The record is from RefSeq and is a predicted model, not a curated record.